This is a messenger RNA of Diabrotica balteata, 1434 nucleotides long. The record is from the annotation of a GenBank genome assembly. Lineage: Eukaryota; Metazoa; Arthropoda; Insecta; Coleoptera; Chrysomelidae.
AUGUCCACAUCUCUUAAGAGAAAGAGGGCCCCCUCGAAAAAGGCAGCUGGGAAGAAAAAUAAGAAAAGUUUAGACAUGGAUUCUGAUUUAAGUGAAGGCAGUGGUGGUGAAAAUAACGUUCAGCCUGAUGAAGUCCUCAUAGCCGGAGAUGGGGAUAUCAAUGAAACCCCUCUACCAAAAGAAUUGUUAAAUACCAUGAUCAAACCUGCUGGUCAGCUAAUCUUUUUCGGAAAUAUUAACUGGGACACGAUGGGGAAGAGGGAAGUAAAAGGACAGAAAAUUUUGCCCAUGUUGUACUGGCCCCACAGGUUUACUGAUCUAAGGAUUCGUUUAGUUGUAAGUGGAUGUGUGGCAGGUCAUUCCAUCCUAGUCACAGAAGACGGCAAAGCAAUGACUUUUGGCAGAAAUCCUCAAGGUCAACUAGGACUGGAUGAUACUGAAUCCAGGACAACACCUACUUUGGUACCUGGACUGGAGAACAUGAACAUUAUAGGUGCUGCAUGUGGUCGACAUCAUUCAUUGUUUUUGACAGACAGUGGAACUGUCUAUGCAUGUGGAGAUAAUAAGUCAGGUCAAUGUGGCGUAGGAAACUUACAACCCCAAAUUUUAGUACCAACAAGGAUCAAUUAUAGAGGACCUCCUAUAAUAAAAGUAGGCGCUGGCGCUGAAUUUUCUGUUAUUCUUGACAUCAAAGGUGGUCUCCACUCAUUUGGCUUGCCCGAAUAUGGCCAACUUGGACAUAAUACUGAUGGCAAAUACUUUAAAACUAGCACCAAACUGUGCUUCAACUAUCAAACCAGUCCAAAGCGCAUUGUUCUAUAUAUAGAGAAGAGUAAAGAUGGACAUGUUUCAGCUGUGGAUGUCACUGAAAUAGUCGACUUUUCGUGUGGUCAGAACCACACUGUCGCUAUUGACAGCAAGAAGAGGGCAUUUUCAUGGGGAUUUGGAGGAUUUGGAAGGCUGGGACAUGCGGAGCAGAAGGAUGAGAUGGUACCUCGUCUUAUAAAAUAUUUCGACAGCCAAUCCAGAGGCGUGCGCUCAGUUCAUUGCGGUUCAACAUACUCGUUAGCCGUGACAGAGUUCAAUGGUCUCUACAUGUUUGGUCAAACCAAAAAAACCGGAGAGGCCAACAUGUAUCCUAAGCCCAUCCAAGAUCUUGCUGGUUGGAAUAUCAAGUGUAUAGGCACCGGCCAAACCUCCAUUAUCGUCGCCGCUGAUGAAAGCGUUAUUGCAUGGGGGGCCUCACCUUGCUAUGGGGAACUCGGCUUGGGGGAUAUGCAGAAGACGAGUACUACACCAAAAGAAGUCAACAAACUGUCUGGUGCAAAAGUGACGAGCCUCACCAUGGGCAUCUGUUUCACCCUUCUCGUCGCAUCAGACGAAACCCCCGAACAAAAACAAAAAUUGGAAGCGUUGAAAGAGUAUACACCUUAG